UGUCCAUGUGGUAUGGGCUUGGUGCACAGGUCAGCCGAGAGGAGCUGGAUGUCCCCUUGGAUCUUCACACAGCUGCCUCCAUUGGCCAGUAUGAGGUGGUGAAGGAAUGUGUGCAGCGGUAAGAGGUCUUGGGGAGCAUCCCUUCACCUCACAUUUUAAUUAGCAUCUCAGUUCCUAUAGGCUGGAGUCUUGCAGAGAUCAAGCCCCUUAAUACAUAUGGAUUAGGCUCAUCUGAUUGUCACAGAUGUCGUUGAUGGCUCAUGUUGGACUCUUAGAAAAAAGGACUUGAUUCUGAGGAGGAAAAACAUGCUUAAAACCUAACCUUGUGGUCUAUGUUAUAAACACUAAUUUAUAGUUUACUUCAACCAGAGGAAGCAAAAAUAGGGAUGGAAAGCCAGCACUCUGACCCUUUGACUACAGGUUUGUUGUGGUUCCCCCAGCUCUUGUCCCCUCUGGCACAGAGGAGAGAGGCCGGCCUUCUGUCCUCACUGCCUACCUGCCAGCUUUACCCACCUGCAUCAGAGUGUUUAGUCUCAGAGCCUGUGUCUUAGUCUAUGUGGUCUGAAGGUUCUGUAGAAGGACUCUUCACUUCUUUGUGCUCCACCACACUUUAUACUUAGUUUGCCUUUAGUGCUCCUUUGGUACCUUGGUGAGAUGAUGUCUCCCAGACCUCUCUGUGCCUUCUCAAUUCCUGAUGAACAGAGCAAAUCCUCAUAAAGCCCUAGGUGUCUGGUUUCAAGUCAGAGUCAUCCAUCAUCCUUGGCCAGUAGAGUAUGAGAGCUCUCAGUCUAGGACUCCUUUACUUAAUGGCCUCAGAAAUGGGUAGCUAGGUAUGUAGUCAGUACAUGUCCUCAUAGGAUCACCAAGAAUCCUGCUAUUAUUCUUUGGAGUCUCAGGUUCUUACAUAUUGAGUGUCCUGUUAGAAAAAACAUAGCAGCCCAAAGAAGAGACUAGGAAGAGCUCUGUGCCGUCAUUGGAGUUUGGGGCCAGUUGAGAAGCAGGCUUGCUCAUGGAAGUCCAGGCUGGGGCUGAGGGAAAUUGGAGGUCUCAGAGAACAGGCUGAAGGGUAAGUGUUAGCUUUGCUGAGGCACUUGCCACUACUCCCUUUGUGGAGACAGUGCUGGAUGCCAAGUCAUUCUAGUGAUUUCAGAAGUAUCCACGUGUAACUCUCCAGGCAGGGAGGGCUUCAGGCCAUUCUAGAAUGGCCAGAUGGCAUAUACCAGAGGCAGCAGGAGUUGCUAGUGUGUGGGAAGUAGCUGCCUGACUUAGUAUGGAUCCCACAAGAGGUACUGAUCAUACAACAGAUUAUCACUUGUUGUCAGCUACCACUGGAGGUGAAACUAUGAAGGGCAAGGCAGGGGGCGGCACUAACUGUACCUUCUAUGGAGUAGGUGGUGGGUGUUAUUCUAGAAUGGGACUCCCAUCCCCAAGUCUGAGAGCCCCUCCCCUCUGCCUCCCUGAGUGAAAGUGCGUUUCCAUAAUUACUUACAGUGGAAAGCAGUAAGGAAAAUAGGAUACUCUGGUGACAGAUUUUUCUGUAGGGUGAGGUGGCAAAGGAGAAGUCUGACAGUGGUGUUUGUUAUCCUCAAUUCUUUUCUCUUCUCCUGGGAUAUUGGUUAUUGAUUUGGUGCCUGGUGUUUAGGGUAUCUCAGCCUCGCUUAUACUGAUAAUCUAGGCAGCUAGUCUUGUCUGUGGUGGGUCCUUUGUGCUGUAGGGUGUUUGACCAGCUACCUAGUCCUAACCUGUAUGCCAACAGCUAGCUACUCCCCAGAUAUGGUAACUGUAAGGAAUGACCAGACCUUGCCUAACUUAACUCCUAACUUGAUAUUGGUUGAUAUUGGUGUAGGUACAAAAAUGGAGAGUUGUUGGCCUUGCCAGAAGAUGGUAGGAAAGAUGAAAGUAUUAAAAUAGAGAUGGUUAUAUUAGUCACUUUUCUUUUUGUUUCUGUUUGUUUUGUUUUUUUAGAUGGGAGUCUCACUAUAUAGCCCUGUCUGGCCUGGGACUAACUUUGUAGACCAGGCUUGCCUUGAACUCCCAGAGAUCUACCUGCCUUUACCCACCAAGUGCUGCGAGUAAAAGUGUGUAUCCCCAUACCACAUAGUCCCCUUUCUUGUUCCUAGGACAAAUACUGACAAAAGCAGCUUAGGGAGGUAGAGUUUAUUUUAACUUGGUUUGAGGGUACAGUCCAUCAUGGCGGGGAGGCAUGGUGACAGAAGAGUAGGGCCGCUGGUCCCAUUGCAUCAGGGAGAGAUGAAUGUUAGUGCUCUGCUUUCUCUUUUUUAUUUAGUCUGUAAGCACAGCCCAUGGAAUGAUGCUUCUUAUAUUUAGGGUGGCUCUUCCCACGUCAAUUAACCACCCAAUCUAGAAAAUUCCUCAGACCUGCCCAGAGGUUUAUCUCUUAGUCAAUUUCAGGUCCUGUCAAGUUGACAAGUCAAGAUUAACCAUUGCAAGAGUUUAAGGCAGAGGAUGGAAACGCCCGCCUGCCUUCUCCCUCCCUGGGAAUGCCCCGGGGCAGGUGAUUACUGCUUUCUGGAAGGAGAGAGUUAGAUUUGAAUAAGAAGAAUGGUGGUGGUUGGACCCCGCUGAUGUAUGCCUCCUACAUUGGACACGAUACCAUUGUCCACCUGCUGCUCGAGGCAGGGGUGAGUGUGAAUGUGCCGACCCCGGAAGGGCAGACUCCACUGAUGCUGGCCUCCAGCUGUGGCAACGAGAGCAUCGCCUACUUUCUGCUCCAGCAAGGUGCAGAGCUUGAAAUGAAAGACAUCCAGGGCUGGACUGCACUCUUCCACUGCACCAGUGCCGGCCACCAGCAGAUGGUCAAGUUCCUCCUGGACAGUGGAGCCAAUGCCAACGUGAGGGAGCCUGUAUAUGGAUUCACUCCUUUGAUGGAAGCAGCUGCCUCUGGCCAUGAGAUAAUUGUGCAGUAUUUUCUGAAUCAUGGAGUCAAAGUAGACAUAAGAGACCACAGUGGAGCCACGGCCCGGAUGCUGGCCAGGCAGUAUGGUCACAUGAAGAUAGUGGCCUUGAUGGACACUCACUCGCCUGCACUGCCUAAGAGCCUUUACCGGAGCCCAGAAAAAUAUGAAGAUCUGAGCUCGUCAGAUGAGUCCUGGCCUGUUCCUCAGCGCCAGAGGCCCUGUCGAAAGAAGGGCCUCAGCAUCCACGAGGGCCCACGUGCCCUGGCCAGGAUCACAGCUAUUGGACUUGGAGGCAAGAUUCAGACCAACUAUGAGCAAGUUCCUCCACGGGGAUAUGUGACCUUUACCAGCAGUGAGGAGAACAUCCUGGAAGUUGAGGGCCUCUGCUACCGAGAUGUCACCUCCCCCAUUAAUGAGCGGGAUGUGGAGAGCAGCAGCAGCAGCAGCCGGGAGGAACCCACUUUCUGUGCCAGUCUCGGACCCGUGUGGAGGAGCAGCAGCAGCGACGGCCUGGCAAGAGCCCAGGGGCUCAGCAGUGAAGCCUCCAUAGAAAGCAAUGAGGAUUCUGAUCACACCCGCAGAAGCUCGGUUCGCAAACAAACCAAGAGCUAUCUGAAGAGUAAGAGUCGUUACAGCGGCAGUGAUGGUCAGUGGCCUUCCAGCACAGGGACUGCAUGCACCCCAGGAUCUGAACCCCAAGCUGAGAAGUCCUCCUACUCAGGACCUCAGGACCUUGCCACACUGCUGGAGCAGAUUGGGUGUCUGAAGUACCUGCAAGUGUUUGAGGAGCAGGAUGUGGACCUUCGUAUCUUCCUGACCCUCACUGAAAGUGACCUGAAGGAAAUCGGCAUCACGUUGUUUGGACCUAAAAGGAAGAUGACCUCUGCCAUUGCCCGCUGGCACAGUAGUGCCCGCCCUCCUAGUGAUGCACUGGAGCUGGCCUAUGCUGACCGGCUAGAGGCUGAGAUGCAGGAGCUUGCCAUCCAGCUGCACAAACCUGGUCUUUGCCUGCAGUGCUGUGAGGAGGCAGAGGCUCUCCGUGGCCAGGUGUCCCAAGAGCAGGAAUUGCGGGCUGUAGUAGAGAGCUGCCUCCUGGAGCAGGAUAGUGCCCGAAAGGACAUCCAUGCCCAGCUGCAGGAGGCCCAGACCCUGGCCAAGGAUGCUGCCCUUGUCCUGGACCAGCUGCGGGCCUGUCAGGCUGAGCUGUCAGCUCGAGUGAGGCAGGACCAGUCCCCCAGCGAAGCUACCCUGAGGCCAGCCUUUCUCUCAGCAGAUUCCAAAGGCUGGCCUAUUCCCCUGCAGGCCUUGAGUCUCCCUGAGCUGUCAGGGGCCCUGGAAGACUGUGUCCACGAGAUGGGCACUAUGCUCUGUAACACAGAGCCUGGAGAAGCUACAGACGCUGAAUGGGAAGAAAUGGCGGGAACCGUAGCCAGGAGGGAUGAUUCUGACGUUGGGUGAUGGAUCCACCCUGAAGUUACAUGUGCCAUGCAAGACAGGGCAGUGAGCAGAUGGCUGCAGCAGCCCAAGGGAUGGAAAGCCAGCCCAGGGAGCAGCUUGUGAACAGGAGGACAGGACUUCAGUCCCUGCCAGGGCAGCUUGGGCCAGCCCUGAGGCGGAAUGAAAGGCCUGGCACCCGGAGAAGUGGGUAGGCAGCUCUGGCCUAGACAGGACUGUGUGAAAAGAGUGUCCCCGCACAUGCAGGUGCCACACUGAGGUGUGUCUGGUCUUAAGGUGAGGUCUGGGGUACCUAGAAAAUGUUGUUUGUUGGAAAAUAAAAUUACUUGCAAGUUG
Peromyscus californicus insignis is the source of this 4709-nucleotide messenger RNA. RefSeq names its product ankyrin repeat and sterile alpha motif domain containing 3 (gene Anks3). The record is from RefSeq and is a predicted model, not a curated record. Gene Ontology annotation, molecular function: protein binding. The coding region runs from base 2586 to 4376 and encodes 596 amino acids. Gene Ontology annotation, cellular component: cilium. The transcript is spliced from 16 exons. NCBI's taxonomy places the organism in Eukaryota, Metazoa, Chordata, Mammalia, Rodentia, Cricetidae.